Messenger RNA from Danaus chrysippus (African queen), 444 nucleotides. The record is from the annotation of a GenBank genome assembly. NCBI's taxonomy places the organism in Eukaryota, Metazoa, Arthropoda, Insecta, Lepidoptera, Nymphalidae.
AUGGUAAACGAAUGGGGUUUGCAAAGCAAGAUUUUUCUAGUUCUACGUGAUAAUGCCGCUAAUAUGAUUCGCGCGAUGCGUGAUCAAUAUGAAUCUGUAGGAUGCGUCGCACAUACUCUCCAGCUCGUUAUAAAACAAGCGCUAUUUUCAGAAAACGAAAUAAAAGACCUCGUAAAGAAAUGUAGGAAAAUCGUUGGCCAUUUCCAUCACAGUGAGCCAGCAACCAGGAAAUUGAAAGACUGUCAAAAACAAUGUGGAUUGCCAGAGCAUGCAUUGGUGCAAGACAUUGAUGUGAGGUGGAACAGCACCUUGAUGCUGCAACGACUUUUGGAACAAAAAAAUGCAGUAAACUUAUACUCUGUUGAACACGGUAAGAUUGAUUCUCUUCAAUCAAAUGAAUGGGUCAUUGCAAAGAACCUCACAUCCGUAUUGUCAUUUUUUUAA